AAGUAAGAAAACGAAACGUAAACAAAAUGCCAAAGUGAAAUUAUUAAAUACGGACAACGGCAAAUACACUCUCCAUACUGGGUUUUCUGCUUUUGUAGAUCUUCUUCCUUUGAGUGAGAAAUAAAAAUAUUUGCAAGUUUUAGAGAGAGAGUGAUAAUCAAGAAUCCGAGGAUGCCUCGCAGUACAUUGGUCGGUGGGUUUUCUUCGCCGAGAGUGGAUUUGAUUGUUGAUAUGGGCAACCCUUUUCUGAAUGCCACUCUUGAUGGUUUCUUGAAGAUCGGCACUGUUGCUGCUGGAAAAGUAGUUGCAGAAGAAGUAUACGGUGUUGUUAAACGAGGGAGUAUUUCGAGCAACAACUUUGAGAAAUCGCUCAAGAAAAUGUGUAAAGAAGGCGCAUAUUGGGGCACAGUAGCUGGAGUUUAUGUUGGAUUUGAGUACGGAGUAGAAAGAGUCCGCGGAACCAGAGACUGGAAGAAUGCAAUGAUUGGAGGCGCAUUAACCGGAGCGGUUGUAUCGGCAGCUUGUAACAGAAACAGAGACAAGAUUGUAAUGGAUGCCAUUGCCGGAGGUGCUAUUGCUACUGCUUCUGAGUUCCUGAACUAUCUCACCUGAAACAACCACUCGUCGAAUAAAAAUAAAAUAAAAUGAUAUUAUAUAUGCUUUAAUUUUAUUUAAAUCUGGCCAACGAGCAUUGCGUGUAUUAUUUUUGCAUACAAUGUGCUAUUUUGGAGUAAUAAGAAAAUUUCGCACUCUUUCGGGCGUGUCGAAUUCAUUUGAGC
Molecule: messenger RNA, 779 nt
Organism: Erythranthe guttata (spotted monkey flower)
Lineage: Eukaryota; Viridiplantae; Streptophyta; Magnoliopsida; Lamiales; Phrymaceae
Gene: OEP16-1
Product: outer plastid envelope protein 16-1
Biological process (GO): protein import into chloroplast stroma
Cellular component (GO): chloroplast outer membrane
Molecular function (GO): amino acid transmembrane transporter activity
Source: RefSeq, a predicted model, not a curated record